This is a messenger RNA of Cordyceps fumosorosea ARSEF 2679, 3540 nucleotides long. RefSeq names its product Vacuolar sorting protein. The coding region runs from base 1 to 3540 and encodes 1179 amino acids. Lineage: Eukaryota; Fungi; Ascomycota; Sordariomycetes; Hypocreales; Cordycipitaceae. Gene Ontology annotation, cellular component: cytoplasm; fungal-type vacuole membrane. The transcript has 3 exons. Gene Ontology annotation, biological process: vesicle-mediated transport; autophagy; endosomal vesicle fusion. The record is from RefSeq and is a predicted model, not a curated record.
AUGACGCAGCAGGGCGGUAGCCAGCGAGACCUACCGAGCGCAGAGAGUGGACCAUACUUGUUGCAGCCACUGCUGGAAGAGGUACCCCUCUCCGAAGAUGGUUCCAAGGGCGAUGUUAAGAUCAAUUGUGUAGAAUACUAUGAUGGAAAUCUCUACAUCGGUACCUCGGCCUCGGAGCUAUUACACCUUGUCCAGAUCCCACCCGAUCCUGCCGACAAAAAUGGCAAACCGAUGUAUAUUUCGGCAUCAAGGCUCGCACCCCCAUAUCAUGAGAUCAAUGGAGGGACGUGCCCCGGAGUACAGCAGAUUUUGCUGCUGCCGCGCGCUGGCAAAGCCUGCAUCCUUUGCAAUUCGACCGUCACCUUUUACUCGCUGCCCGAGCUCACGCCAGUUUUCGAGUCAACACAAGUGAAAAAUUGCAGCUGGAUAGGCGGCAUCGACCUGAACGAACCGAUAACAAAUGAAGGCACGAGAAACGAACCAGAAGCCAUGGCGAUAUUAAUGUCGCUCAAGAAGAAGAUCCAAGUGGUUCGCAUUGGCGAUAAUGCAAGGCCUGUCAAGAAUAUAGACUUUGCUGCAAGCUGCCUUUCCGUGCGCCGAGACACAAUUGCAUGCGUUGCGGAUUCGAAAGUAUACGCUCUUCUCGAUGUCGAUAAACAGCUGAAAAUUCCCUUGAUGAACAUCUCAUCCCUGGAGCCCCCAGCUUCGCCCGAGCCCCCAGCUCCGUCAGGAAAGGUAGAUAUAGGUGGAAUAUCCAGAAGCGCAUCGACUUCGCACGCUGCCCGGCAAUCCGUUUCUCAGAGUCACGCUAGGAGCUCCAGCCUCGGAGGGGCCAUUCUGGGCAAUUUGGGCCGCCAACAGGACCAAGUUGGCGGCGCAUCACGGAACUCCUCUUCUCCAGACCAGCCUGGUACACCGCAGUCUGGCCUCGCUACUGACAAGGCUCUGCCUGAUGUCCCCUCGGAAGCCCGACAAUCGUCUGAUAUGCCGCGCCCCGCGGCAUUACAGCCGCAUAUUGCGUCACCCACCCCGGAUGAAUUUCUGAUAGUAACUGGUACUACACCUGAAGAAGUCGGCAUUGGCAUGUUUAUCAAUCUGGAUGGCGAAAUCACUCGGCCAACCAUCUCAUUCGAAAAAUAUCCCGAACAGGUCGUCGUAGAUGGUGGGACCGCGAACUUGGCAUCAUCACGAAGCGGGUUGUCUGAUGACGAUGACGGUUAUGUUCUAGCUUCCUUGGAUAUGGAAAACCGCGAGGGCUCAAGAUUUGGUAUUGAAAUCCAGCGGGUGGAUGCGGGAAGUGAGGCUCACCCUGAGAAACACUGGCUGUUUGCUGCAAACCUAGAGCCGAAUGGUCCGUACGGAAUCCAAUCACUGCUUGGGAACGAAGACAUGAAGUUUGAAGAGAUUGUGAAGAAGCUCAGCGAGAAGCGCUUCUCAUCUUUCCCCAGUCCCACCGCUGCAUCUGUGGCAUCUUUGAAGAGCCUCGACUCUCGUACUGCCUCGUCCAUGGAGCGCCUGUCUAAGGAGCAGGAGCUUUUCGAAAGAAACUCUGACUCCCAAGACGACGAUUUGCCUGAUGGUUGGGAGACCUCCCGUGUAUCCGAAGGAGAGGAGUUCGCUCGAAGAUUGGCAAAAGUAUCAACCACACUGGUUGCCUGGUCGGACGACAAAAUUUGGUGGACAGUUCGAAACCCACUCAUUUUACAACUGGAAAAUGCGCUGGGAGCUUCUAAUGACAGUCAAUUGCUGCCUGGCAAGCUCGAUACAGAAGCCGUCUUCGGCACGGUAGCCCGGAUCCGCCGCCGGGAGGCGAAAACAGAACUCGAAUUUAUGACUUUCCGAUACAUGCGCCAGAAGGCAGGCAUCUUACUCUUAGGUGCUCUGCUCCUCGCACCACCACACAAGGAACUUACAGAUGCAGAAAUCUCUGCCAUGGAAGAAAUAUUCGCUGAUAGUCAACUGGACCCAAGAGUUGUGCUUUCCAUGAUUCCCGGAAUCAGAAACGAGAUUAUCGAGGGACGAAAUGGAAUCUGGAUAUAUGGCGGUGUGAAAAAAAUCACGGAAAUGAUCCUUUGCAGUGAUCAGUUCGAAGCCAUCGCAAAGAACAGUAUCGGGAAUCUGGAGUCGAGAACACUUCACUUCCUCCGCCGUUUUCUUUCCGCCUGGCGAAAAAUGAAAGGAUUCGGAAGUGUGCCGGAUGAGCGAGAGGUGUUCAGAACGGUAGAGGCUGCGCUGCUCCUUGUCCUUCUGGAGUUGGAUCGACGCGCUCCCAAGGCACUUGGAAGGCACAGCCCUAUCAAGAUUGAGCUCCACGAGCUUGUUGAUAAAGGAGUGGACUGUUUCGAUCGUGCAGUGGAUAUUUUGGAGUCUCACCAUCGCCUUUUUAUCCUCAGUCGCUUAUAUCAAAGUCGAAAGAUGGCUGGUGAUGUCUUGGCGACAUGGAGGCGGAUAAUCGAAGGCGAGCGCGACGACGGACAAGAAUUUCAAGAUGGCGAGCUGCGCAUCAAAGAUUAUCUCUCAAAAAUAAGCAACCAAUCACUGGUGAAAGAGUACGGUGUCUGGCUAGCCAGACGAAAUCCAAAACUCGGCGUGGAGAUAUUUGCCGAGGAUAAGUCUAAGGCUGCCAAGUUCGAGCCCGCACAGGUGGUUGAGAUGUUAAGGAAUGAGGCACCUAUGGCGGUGAAGCACUUUCUCGAACACCUCACCUUUGGCAAAGGCCACACGGCAUACAUCAACGAACUCAUCUUCUACUAUUUAGACAGUGUCAUUGGCGAUUUGGAGGCGUCAGAGGCAAGUCGAGAUGCUGUCAUGGUAGCAUACGCAACAUACAGGGCAUUGGAAGCACCAAAGCCCACGUACCACCACUUCCUAAUGGCAAAUACUUCGGAAGAUAAUGAGGUGUGGCAGAACCGACUGCGGCUGCUUCAGCUUCUGGGUGGAGCAAAUGACUACAAUACCUCCCGCAUUCGACAGCGCAUAAGCCGCCUGUCCGGUGACCUGCUGGUGCCGGAGACCAUUAUACUUGCUGGCAGAGAAAGCCACCACGAGCAAGCCCUGCGCCUCCUUGUCCACAAGCUUGGCGAUUACGACUCGGCCGUGUCAUACUGCCUACGCGGCGGAGCCAGCGUCUUUUCCACGCCCGAAGGGACGCCCUCGCGACGGCGGCGGGGCGGCGACGCGGCGGCUUCCCCUUCUGCGGAGGACCAGCAGCGGCUGUUCCGCGCGGUGCUACGCGAGUUCCUCGCCAUCGAUGACGCCAGCGAGCGCGUGGAGCAGACGGGCGCGUUGCUGGAGCGCUUCGGGGGAUGGUUCGACCUCGACGAGGUGCUGCAUCUCGUGCCCGACGGCUGGUCGGUGGACGUCGUGGCGGGGUUUCUGGUCGGCGCGCUGCGACGGCUGGUGCGUGAGCGCCACGAGGCCAGGGUGGCGAGCGCGCUGAGCGGCGCGCAGAAUCUGCGGGUGAGCCACGACUUGAUCACGACUAUAGAGGGGAGAGGCCCGACGAUGACGGAGGCGGAACAGCCGGCCGAGGCUGCCUGA